CGUAGUUUGUCUUAGUACUUUUUUCAAUUACAUAUACAACAACAUGAGCAGUCUUUGGAUAGCAAUCGAUAAUGCUCUCUUUGUUGAAGAGAACCGGUCGCGUGUGUUAUCCCGCGAAUCCCCGGUUAUCGAAAGAGGUGGUGGUAUAGCUUAUCCUUUUGUUGUCUCUACCAUUAUGCUCUUAUAUGCAGUUAUAUGUGGUGAUAUGCAGUAUUUGCAGUAGUAGUGGGUAGGAAGGAGAGAGUAGUGGUCCGUUUCUAUGGAUACAAGAGGGAUCCAGCCGCGCUCUUCCGGUGAAAUAUGGUUGGUUAUACAACUGAGGAACUAUCAAGAAUACAU
Messenger RNA from Williopsis jadinii, 339 nucleotides. RefSeq lists its product as uncharacterized. The record is from RefSeq and is a predicted model, not a curated record. Bases 44 to 223 code for a protein of 59 amino acids. The transcript has a single exon. NCBI's taxonomy places the organism in Eukaryota, Fungi, Ascomycota, Saccharomycetes, Phaffomycetales, Wickerhamomycetaceae.